UUUAGCUAUGUCCUUGUGAAGAGGCUCGCCUGUUAGCUCCACUUCUGACCGCAGCGUCUAGGGGCGCAGUGUUGGAGGCAGGAGAGACCCACCCUCCGCUGGGAGCUGGGACGGUCGGCCGCUGCCUGAGUGUCGCUUUGCUGCGGAGGACGUAGUUCACGGAGCGGAAGAUGGCGACUAUUUGGAGGCUCCAGAGGAACCACCGGAGUUGAUACCAGGGAGAGAAAGAGGCACGCUGUAGAACCAAGUGCAGACCACGUCUUAAAAACGACAAUAAUGUCCCGCUCCCCUGACAAUGAGGAUGGAUGCUUUGUUGCCAUGGAUACGGAGGAGGACGGUACAGAUCCUGCUGGGAUAAAUGAGGAAGUAGACACAAAGAUGGGGUCCUGGCGACAAGACGGGGCCAUAGACAGUUGUGCCAAAGGAGCAGGAAGAACAAUGAUGGAGUUACCAGAGGAAGUUCUAGAAUAUAUUCUGUCAUUCCUUUCACCUUACCAGGAACACAAGACUGCCGCACUUGUCUGUAAGCAGUGGUAUCGCCUCAUUAAAGGUGUUGCCUAUCAGUGCUAUCACGGUUUCCUGAGAGCUGUCCAGGAAGGAAAUAUCCAGUGGGAAAGUCGCACUUAUCCGUAUCCAGGAACUCCUAUCACUCAACGCUUUUCACACAGUGCAUGUUACUAUGACUCAAACCAGUCCAUGUAUGUGUUUGGAGGCUGCACUCAGAGUAGCUGCAAUGCUGCCUUUAAUGACCUGUGGAGACUUGACCUCAACAGCAAGGAGUGGAUUCGCCCUUUAGCCUCAGGCUCUUAUCCGUCUCCCAAAGCUGGGGCGACUCUGGUGAUGCACAAAGAUUUGUUAGUUCUCUUUGGUGGCUGGACUCGACCCAGUCCUUAUCCACUUCACCAGCCAGAAAGGUUUUUUGAUGAAAUUCACACAUACUCUCCUUCAAAGAAUUGGUGGAACUGUAUCGUCACCACACAUGGACCCCCACCUAUGGCUGGACACUCUUCCUCUGUGAUUGGAAAUACCAUGGUGGUGUUCGGGGGGUCUUUAGGAGCUCGUCAAAUGAGUAAUGAAGUCUGGGUCCUUGAUCUGGAACAAUGGUCCUGGUCCAAACCAGUCAUAUCUGGUCCAUCACCACACCCACGGGGCGGCCAAUCACAGAUUGUCAUUGAUGAUCAAACAUUACUCAUCUUAGGAGGGUGUGGUGGACCUAAUGCGCUCCUGAAAGAUGCCUGGCUUCUUCACAUGGGUUCACCACCAUGGAGGUGGCAGCAGCUCCAGGUGGAGAACGAGGAGCACGGAGCCCCAGAACUCUGGUGUCACCCAGCCUGUCGGGUCGGCCAGUGUGUGGUGGUUUUCUCACAGGCUCCAUCUGGGCGUACACCACUCAGCCCAAGUCUUAAUUCUCGGCCCUCCCCCAUAAGUGCCACACCUGCCCCUCUGGGGCCUGAACCGCCUUCAUUACGUUCUCAGUCCCCUGUCCGGAGCGGGGCUGCUGGGGUCGUCCUGGGCGCCGCGGAAGAGGCUCCGUGUGUGAACGGUCGAUGGGGGACCUUGAGGCCUCGGCCUUCAGCAAGAGGCGGUGCCAGAGACGGAAGUCCGUCCUCCUCGCAGCAGCCGUCUCCUUUACAAGGCCCUGACAGCCCUCCUCUCCCCCCGCUAUUGAACGGCUCCUCCCCUUCACCCCGGACCAGCCCAGCCCAGGCUGCGUCUCCUCCCUCCCGCCCUCACCUGUCUGCCUCCUCUGACUAUGGUUGGGAGUCUCCUCCCUCUGCCUCUCACCACCCCGAGUUGCCCAGCACCAACGGCCUACAUACACCUCCUGCGGGCUCUGCGAGUACUCCUCCAGGAGCAGUGUCCCCGGCCGCCUUAAGGCGAGGCCUGGAGGCCGUGAAGAACAAAUCUUCCUCAUCUUUGCCAUCUUCAUCGUCAUCAUCAUCGUCUUCCUCUCACAUCCAGGGGGCUUCUCCUGGAGGAGGAAGCAGCGAUAGAGCAGGUCUACCAGGGACCCCUCCCUCAUCGUCCUCCAGUCCUCCUCAGCCCGGGGGGACCGAUGGACACGCCAUCCCACCAAUUGCGCGGCGUCUCGGCCAUCACCCGCCUCAAAGCCUGAACGUAGGAAAACCUCUGUACCAGUCGCUCAACUGCAAACCCAUGCAGAUGUACGUGCUGGACGUGUCCCGCGCCAAAACUGCCGGGCUGGUGUCGUGGAGGGUUUACGGAAACGGCAGCCCCGCGGCGGUCACCGGGCCGCCGGAGACCAGCCUCCACACUGUCGUGCAGGGCAGAGGAGAGCUCAUUAUAUUCGGGGGCCUCAUGGACAAAAAACAGAAUGUGAAGUACUACCCUAAAACCAAUGCCUUGUACUUUGUUCGUGCUAAAAGGUAAUACGACUCCAGGGCGAGGGUGGAAUAAGAGACGUUUGGACCUGUGACCACGGCAGAGCGGAGACAAAAAGGCCUUUUUCCUGUUGAGAAAAUAAAUGGAGGAAAAACAUAAUCCAACGACGUUGUUACUUGUCAGAAAAACCCCCGCAGCUUCCUUUCUGCCUACUGCAAGCAUCGGUAUAACAACAUGUAAAAGUUCACUUUGGUUAAACAGUUUCUUGAAUGACGGUCCUGUGUACGAACGUGUGUGCGUGUACUUGUGUGCAUGAGUGUUUGUAGAUGUGCGUGAAGUGGUUGAAGGACUGGACAUUUUUGAUGCUCACCUGUAAGUGAUCACAACCAAACUUAAGAGAAACCAACCAGUUUGAACCGGUUGACGACUACCCUGCUUUUUCUAUCACUCUACGAGCCUGCAAUGUUUACAUUGAAACGGGUGUGAGUGUGUGUGUGUGUGUGCGUGCGUGUGUGUGUGCGUGCGCACAUGUGUGCCAUGUUUGCACGGUGAUGGUUAAAAGUUGUGAAAAUGACGUGUCUGUGCGGAGGGUGUUGCUGACCCCUGGUGGUGACAUCUGUAUUGAGUAAUUAAAUGGCAUGUGGACAAGGUUUGACCUCCGCUCCUCUUAAAACGUUUCUCCUGUGACCACAUGAGAUUGCAGAUCCACCCCCCCUUCACCUCUCCCUCCCCCACCGCCACCCAGAUUAUAAACAAAAGAACUAUUGUGACUUAACACUUCCUCUUCCAAACCACGCAGAGAUCAUGUCUGAUUGUGAUCAUGUCAUCAGACACAUUUUACACGUAGAGACCAUUGACAUAGAACUGUCCACAUGUGAUACGGUCACUCUGAACGGACGUCACUGCCUGAUAUAUGACGGGGUCAGCAGUUGAGAGUUAUGGCACUGUACAUUAAACAUAGUUAAAUAAUAAAAGACUCCACGUCUGCUCUGUCACGGCCUGUGUGUUACCGCA
Cynoglossus semilaevis (tongue sole) is the source of this 3357-nucleotide messenger RNA. RefSeq names its product F-box protein 42 (gene fbxo42). The coding region runs from base 277 to 2391 and encodes 704 amino acids. Gene Ontology annotation, molecular function: protein binding; ubiquitin-like ligase-substrate adaptor activity. The transcript is spliced from 10 exons. The record is from RefSeq and is a predicted model, not a curated record. Gene Ontology annotation, cellular component: SCF ubiquitin ligase complex. NCBI's taxonomy places the organism in Eukaryota, Metazoa, Chordata, Actinopteri, Pleuronectiformes, Cynoglossidae.